AUGGCAUAUUCAGGCGACGACGACGGCGGGUUUGACGUAUUUUGGCUACUGACUAUAUUCUUUGCUCUUGGCAUCUGGCUUGUCAUUAAUCGCUUUCAAACCGUUCACAACCGCGCUGUGCCCUUUCGAUGGCCUGCCCCCAAACCAGUCGGCCCCCAAUUUGAGGCCCACAAGAUACCCAAUCCUUCACUGGAAUCACAUUUGUUAUUUGAAGAAAUCAGACCGUCAAUGUAUAUGCCUGAACGGAGAUAUAUCACCUGUUUUGAUCCUGCUACCUCGUUUCAUCUUGAUUGCGUUUUGGCGGACACCUCGCUGGAAACCACUGCGAAAAUUUAUCGAGCUGCGGAAGCCCAAAAGCGCUGGAAAAACACGUCGUUCCGAGAUCGAAGACGCGUAGUUCGGAGUUUGAAGAAAUGGCUGGUCGAUAACCAAGAGACGUGUGCAAAAGUUGCAUGUCGGGACACAGGAAAGACCAUGCUCGAUGCCGCACUUGGCGAGGUUCUGACGACCUGCGCUAAAAUGGACUGGUUAAUCAAUCAUGGCGAACGGUACCUGCGUCCUGAAUCACGUAGGAGCAGCCUCUUGAUGUUCUACAAAAAGUCAUAUGUCUGUUAUGAGCCGUUAGGCGUGGUUGCGGCUAUAGUGUCUUGGAAUUAUCCACUACACAACGCAUGGUCGCCUAUUCUUUCCGCUCUCUUUGCCGGUAAUGCGGUCGUAUUGAAAUGUUCCGAGCAUGUCGCUUGGUCUACAGAUUGGUUUGUCGGUGCCAUAAAGCAAUGUCUCGAAGUCUCUGGACAUGACCCUGAGCUGGUUCAGUUAGUGCGCUGCUAUCCUGAUGAAGUGGAGGCCUUGACAAAAUCUCCGUUGAUCAAGCACAUUACGUUCAUUGGUUCAGAGGAAGUGGGACGAAAGGUUGCUAUCGCGGCAACUGAACAUCUCAUUCCUGUGACGCUGGAGCUUGGCGGCAAGGACCCCGCAAUUGUCAUGCCAGAUACAGAUCUCAAGCAAUGGAUUAGUAUUUGGAUGCGCGGGAUUUACCAGAACGCAGGACAAAACUGCAUAGGGAUCGAGCGGUUACUUGUCCAUUCUUCACAGUAUGAUGAAUUGCACGCUAUGCUCGUCGCCCGCGUCAAGGACCUCCGUGUUGGUUCCACAUUGUCAAACCCAAACGAUGGCUUUGUUUCUACGGCGGACGUUGGCGCGAUGAUCUCCCCGGAAAGAGUAGAAGCUACGGAAUUGUUGGUCCGUGUCGCUAAAGAUUCUGGUUUAGAUGUCGUGGGUGGAACGCGAUACGAACACCCCUAUAUGGAGUAUGGUUCCUACUUCCAUCCGACACUUGUUUCGCCAGUCCAUCCAGAAUCAGACAUCGCACAGCGAGAAUUGUUUGCACCGGUUGCGCUGUUGAUGAAAUACGACACGCUUGAGGAAGCUGUCGCGAUUGCGAAUGGUACCAGAUAUGGCCUUGGAGCAAGUGUGUUUGGGCCCAAGCAGGAACAGUGUGUCAACCUUGCGCGACAACUCGAAUGUGGCAUGGUGUCCAUCAACGACUUUGGCGUUUUUUAUCCACUUUACAGUCAAGAUUUGCCGUUUGGUGGCACAAAGUCCAGCGGAUAUGGCCGAUUCGGAGGACCUGAGGGAUUGCGGUCAUUGACGAACCCAAAAGCGAUUGUCGUUGACCGUUUCGCUUGGGCAGUGCAGACAACGAUACCAAAACCGGUGGAUUACCCGAUUCCUUCUAUUGGGCGAAGCUGGGACUUCAUCAGUGGUCUGGUUGGGCAGAGCUCUAGCUGCAGCGCCUCUGCACCUACAUCGUGCCAAAAUACGACUGUUGAGACGGACUCGUGUUGUUUUGAAGGGAAUGGUCUGCUUCAGCAAGUUCAGUUCUGGGACACGAACCCGUCGACAGGCCCGUCUGACAGCUGGACGAUCCAUGGAUUAUGGCCGAACAGCUGUGACGGCUCAUACUCGGAGUAUUGUGAUUACUCAACUGAGUACAAGGAUAUUACCACGCUGCUCCAGGACCAAGGAGCGUCCGAUACUUUGGAUUAUAUGCAAACGUAUUGGAUCAGUGACGACGAGUCAAACGAGGACUUUUGGGAGCAUGAAUGGGCUGCGCACGGAACUUGCUACACAACCCUGGCGUCGUCCUGCUUCUCCGACAGUACCACCGGGGCUAAUGCGGUCGCUUUCUUCGAGAACGUAGUCACCCUAUUUCAGACGUUACCGACGUACUCUUGGCUCGAGCAGGGCGGCAUCACGCCCACCAACGAUCGCACCUUCACCUUGGACGAGCUCCAGAGCGCGAUUCAGCAAGCUUCUGGCGUCACCGCUUCAUUCGACUGUGACGAUGACAACACCCUGUACCAAAUUGAAUACUGGUUCAAUCUCCAGGGCCCAUUGGAGAAUGGGGACUUCAUUGCCAUCGACGCAUAUGAGGCCGGCUCUUGCUCUUCGGAGGGAAUCGCUUACCCGCCCAAGUCUAGCAGCGACUAG
Fibroporia radiculosa is the source of this 2493-nucleotide messenger RNA. RefSeq lists its product as uncharacterized. NCBI's taxonomy places the organism in Eukaryota, Fungi, Basidiomycota, Agaricomycetes, Polyporales, Fibroporiaceae. Gene Ontology annotation, molecular function: RNA binding; ribonuclease T2 activity; aldehyde dehydrogenase (NAD+) activity. The transcript has 23 exons. The record is from RefSeq and is a predicted model, not a curated record. Bases 1 to 2493 code for a protein of 830 amino acids.